CCGACGCGCAUAUCACAAUCUCUCAAUUUUCUCAGACCUACCACUUUCUCCAUAUAAAAUCCAAUGGGUUCUUCAUUUAGCUUCACCAACCAAACAAGGGAGUAACUGAGUACCCACCCAACCCAUGUCUGGAAACGCGAAGCCCACUUCGGUUUUCUUCCUCUUGCUCGUCAUCUCCUCCUGUCUCGCGGGCUCCGACCGAAAGCUGUCGGCCUACGAGGUUGUCGAGCUGUACAACCUGCCGGCCGGGAUCCUCCCGAAAGGAGUGCUGGACUAUGACCUGAACCGUGAAACCGGGGAGUUCAAGGUGAGGUUCAACGGAACGUGCGAGUUCAGCAUCGAGUCGUACGAGCUCAAGUACCAAUCCACCAUCUCCGGAGUCAUAAGCACGGGCCGAGUGAGGAACCUGAAGGGGGUGAGCGUGAAGGUACUAUUCUUCUGGGUCAACAUCGUGGAGGUCAGCCGUGAAAACGACGAUCUCGAUUUCUCCGUCGGGAUAGCGUCGGCGAGUUUCGCCGCCGAUAAUUUCGUGGAGAGCCCCCAGUGUGGUUGUGGGUUUGAUUGUAAUGAAGCAGGCGGUGCCGGGUUUGCGUUUUCCACUUGAAAGCUUAGUAUAUAAAUAAAUAAAUAAAUAACACCCUGUGGCUCUGGUAUUGUCACGGGCUAGGGUUUAUAUAUAUAUAUAUAUAUAUAUAUAUAUAUAAUAUUAUAUGUUAGUAGUAUUGGAUCUGUUUGAUAUAUUUGGUGACUGAUUAUUCAGAUCUGUGAAGGAAAGCUUUUUAUGAUCCAGAGAGAAGUUAACGGGCUUAGGGUUUGUGUUUGAAGUUUCAACGUUGCAGUAAACGCUCCAUCAAUGUUCUCAUUUGUCUGUCUUUACCCAACUUUUUUACCCAACUUUGUCACAGAAAACGGUGUCGUUUUCUCACCCGGACGACAUCAAGAACAUUUAGAUAUUUUCCACGGCUUUUCCCGAGAAAGUGACGGCUGAAAGAAAUCCAGACCGGGAAAUCUCUUGUUCUGAUCGGACAAAGGCCCGUGUCUAUGGUGAUGACGCGGCCUCUAACGGGAGUGUCGAGUUUUUCAUGCUGGUUGAGAUCUGAUAUAUUGGGUGAGUUGGUUAAUGGGCUCAAAGGAUCAUAUAUGGGCUUUGGGCCUCAGCCCAAUCCAGUGUUUAUCAUUAUCAUUAUACAUGCUUUGGUUAUGGGCCUUAUGGCCUUGUCCAUUUCUAUGACACUCAUUUCUUAA
Molecule: messenger RNA, 1245 nt
Organism: Tarenaya hassleriana
Lineage: Eukaryota; Viridiplantae; Streptophyta; Magnoliopsida; Brassicales; Cleomaceae
Exons: 1
Coding region: 125-604 (159 amino acids)
Source: RefSeq, a predicted model, not a curated record